AUGGAACUUGCAUCUUUGACAUUGGACCUGCGCCGUGCGCCAAACAAUCCAGAAGUUUCUGGAGGCCAGUGCAUGCGCGCCGCCAUCAUUCAACCUGGAACCCCAACCAGUCAGUUGGUCUUGCCUGUCUUGCCAUCUGGUGGCAAGCCAGAAACAAAUAAGGAUACAUUCUAUGCUGAAAUCACCAUCAGGGAUGCCUCAACGUGCACGUCUGCAUGGAGCUGUGCUUCAAAUUUGUUUGAUUCUGCAAAACAGAUUUGCUUUGGUGGACCACCAGGAAUGAACCUAGCUUGUGAUGGUGACAUUGGAGGCCCAUUGGUGAUUGGAAAAGGUUCAUCUGCCAUUCUGGUGGGCAUUAUUUCCUUCACUGACGACACAGAUCACCCAAUAUGUGAUACGUGUAUUUCACUUACAACCACCCCAACCACCACCACCUCUACAGCACUGCCAACCACCACCACCACUGCGGCAGUGCCAACCACAACUACAUAUGUGCCAACUACCACCACCCCUACAGCUGUACCAACCACCACCACCACUGCAGCAGUGCCAACUACCAGCACUACAGAUGUGCCAACCACCAACACCACAACAACAAUGCCAGCAGUGCCAACAACCAUGAUGAAGACUUCAUCAACUUCCAUGGCAACCACAGCAAUCAGUGGAACAAGUACAGCCAAAUCUUCACCAACCUCAACACCUUUGACAUCCAGAAAAACUGACCCAGCAGUUCCAGGACAAGAACCAAGUAAAACUGGUGCAAUGACUUCCUGUCUGAGCUGGCUGUGGAACCAACUGGUCUGGAAAACAUCAGAGAGGGUGACCCCUGCUGCUGCCAGAGUUAAACGUUCCCCACGUCAGGCAAGCUAUGGUCCGACUUGUUGCACCAAUAAGCCAGCAGUUGCAACCAGGGUCACUGCUUAUCUGGAAUGGAUAGAAAUAGCCAAAGCAGCUCUUGUGGAGAAAUCCACUAUCUCUUUCAAGAAUGGCAUUCCUUUGACUGGCUGUGUUAUUGGGGCUGUUGGCCAUGGUGUUGGUUGGAUAGAGGCUGAUUGCCACAUCAAGGGGCUGGAGUGCAGCAACUUCUGUGGAGACAUUGAGCAAGCAGUGGCUUUCAGACAGGAGGCAACAUUCAUUGCCCAGUUGCUGUUGUUGGACUGCAUGCCCCAUGCUGGACUGCAGAGGGUGAAUGUGGAGUGUCUGGUGAUGUGUAUUGGAUGUCAAGAAGGCAUGGACCAGUUGGUUGUGCCAUGGUGGCUACACAAAAAUUAUUCAACUGUGGUGACAUUAACUACUACCACCACUGAGCCUCCUGUGGAGAUCUCUCAGUGCCUGUUGUCACCAGGGUGCCAUGGACCAUGGUGCCUUUGGCUUCUGCUGUGGCCCUGUGAUUGGGUGGCCCAUCUUGAGGCCAAUUUUGACCCAUGGACUGCUGUUGAAAUUUUGGUAAUGGUACUGGCCAGAGCUGGAGCCAGGCAGAGCUGGAGCCACAUCUGUGGUUGGUCAAGUUUGUCAGAGCCAAAUGGUCAUCCAUUGAAACCUGCUGAACCAGAUGGACCAAAGGAUGCAGAAUUAGUGCUUUCAGAGGGAGAACAGCACUCCAAAAGUGGAGGAUCUCUUGAGACUGGACAAGUAGGACGAUCUCCUGGGGACAAAUCCCUUUAG
Molecule: messenger RNA, 1665 nt
Organism: Notodromas monacha
Lineage: Eukaryota; Metazoa; Arthropoda; Ostracoda; Podocopida; Cyprididae
Source: the annotation of a GenBank genome assembly